CAUAACUUAGAGUUAUUUGAAAAAGGCAUAAAUACACUAGGACCCUCUCUAUUCUGAAUUAAAAAACAAUGAGUCUUGACCGCAUGCAUAGAUAUGGUGAUAAUCCUAAAAGUCCUACAAGCCCCACUUUUGAACAACUUCUCCGAGGCGAUGGUUCAAAGUGGUCACCAAUCUCCUCAUCACCUACAUUUGGGAGGGAUCAUGACCCAGAAGAAGAUCAUGCCCAUCCUCAAAAGAAAUCAGUUCUCACCAAAGUGAAGGAGAAGGCCAAGAAAUUGAGAAAUACUCUCAGCAACAAGAAGAGGAAUAGUGAGGAUGAUAACACCACACCUUCUUGGGGUGUCAGCUUAGAUGAUUAUGAAGAAGAAGAAGAAGAAGAAGAUGCUGAAUACCUUGGAGCCCCAAUGUAUGAAUCGGAGCUGGCACCUGAGAUGUAUAGGGAAACUGCCAGGCAGCAUCCAAGAGAAAUACCUGUGAUUUCUGAAAAGCAUGUUUUGUCAAGCAGUGUCAAUUGUAAUGCUGAACAAGAAAAAGAGAAGACUACUAGUCCAAACAAGACAAUAACUGAAACUGUGACUGAGAGGUUGGCACCAGCUUAUGCUGCAGUAUCGGAUGCAACCUAUGCGCUUGCCUCAAAAGUCCAAGGCCUCACAGUUUCAACACCAGCAGCUUCACAGACCACAUCAAGGGAGGCUAUUGCUCCACAGCCCUUGUCAGGCCAGACAGUUCCACAAACUUAUUCAGGCACUUCGGUUCCACAAACUUAUUCUUCCUCUUUUGCUCCUGAAAUAGGAACGCAUGCUAAUCCUAAUGAGCAAAUAUGGGAUAAGGGUGUUUCAGUGAAGGAGUAUUUGAUGCAUAAACUUGAGCCUGGGGAAGAUGAGAGAGCACUUUCUCAAGUGAUAUCUGAGGCAAUGAGUCCAAGGUCAAGGAGAACUCCGGGUGAUAUAGGUGUGGUGGAGAAGGUGAGAGAGGCUGUGACUUCUUUGCUCUGGCAUGAAGAAUCGUCCAAACACACAGCUGCGAAUUCAGCUAAAAGCACAACAUCUCACCUGCCAAUUUCCACCAAUGCACAUUUGGCUAAAAACUCAGCAUCACAUAUUCCGAUCUCCACCAAUGUUCAUGAAGUUGGUGAGGAAGAAAAUCAUGGAAGAAUACUCCAAGCCAAUUAAAUAUGAGGAAUCCUACUUUUGAAAAGGAAGCAAAUUUCUGAAUUAUGUACAAGCUUUAUGUAUCAAUAAGUAGUUCGCAGAGAUAACUUCCUCUGUUUGAACAAGCUUUAUAUGGUCACCAAUAAAUUUUUUUUGCAGCUCUGUAAGUUAAAAAAAUGUACAAAUUAAUCCAACAAAUGUGAACC
This is a messenger RNA of Quercus robur (English oak), 1357 nucleotides long. RefSeq names its product low-temperature-induced 65 kDa protein. Gene Ontology annotation, biological process: response to abscisic acid. The record is from RefSeq and is a predicted model, not a curated record. The transcript is spliced from 4 exons. The coding region runs from base 69 to 1172 and encodes 367 amino acids. Lineage: Eukaryota; Viridiplantae; Streptophyta; Magnoliopsida; Fagales; Fagaceae.